AUGGCUAUCCUAGACGAGAAGCGGCGACCUGCCGCCCUAAAUCUUACUCCUGCCCGCUCUGGCUCUUCCAGCUCUUCCUCCUCCGACUCUUCACUAAAGCCUCCACGGACGCCACGAUUCGCCGAAGCCACGUCCGUCCACUCUCCCAUCGAUGGCGAUGGUCGCUCUCCCUUCGCCGACCCCGUCGAUGCCUCGACAAAGCCUCAAGUAGCAGACGUCGGCUUUGGCUACAUCACAACUCAGGAGGUAAACGCGCCGCCGCUGUCUCCUCGCUCUCCUCUUAAGAGCGCCAUGAGGGUGCCCGGCACGCCAGGGAGGAGGCUCGACAACCCUCUAAGCCCCACGUUUCGCGAAGAGGAUAUGCUAGAGAAGAGGGAAGCCAGGACUGACAAGGAACAGCAAAGAGACUUGAAAAUCAAGGCGAGAGUGCGCAUGGCCAAGUUCGCGCUGAGGGGUGUCAACUUCAGCUGCAGUCUGAUCAUUCUGUCUAUGCUCUCCGCUUCCUUCUCCAUCUUCAAUGCCACCAAGACGCUGCCUUCGCAGAGUGGAAUGCCGUCGUGGGCCAAGAACACGAACACCUGGCCCCAGAAGCUUGUGUUGGCCAUGGCUUGUGUUUCUCUGAUUGCCUGUAUCAUCGUCUUCCUCGCGUACUGCCGCGGUGGACAUAGGCGAGCGGAAAAGGUCUCCACCUACUACACGAUGUUUGCUAUCGGCUGGUUCAUUAUCUCCAUGAUUCUCUGGGCCGUCACUGCUGCGCUCUACCAACACUCUCGGACGAGCAACAACAACAAGGAUAUGUGGGGAUGGUCCUGCGUCGAUAACAAGCGCGCCGACGUGUACCAAGACAAGGUUGACUAUGCUCUGGUUUGCAGACUUCAGAACUGGACCCUCAUUUGCAUCAUUAUCGAAGUUGUCAUCGAAGUCAUCUGCAUCACGCUUUACAGCAUCGUCUUCUACCGAUACUACACCAAGCGCCGACUCCACAAGUCGAUGAACCUCCGCGACAAGGCCCGAUCCGACCUGUACCUCGCUCAACUUCGAACUCAGUCGGCUCCCAACACUCCCGGAUUUGGCCCCAAGUCCCCGGCAUUCAGCCAAUACGCUCUUUCUCCCCGCUUCCCCCCCUCGGCCUACCGCAACUUGUCCGAUAUUGAAGAGUCGCCCUUCACUCCUGGCAACCAAUUCGCUGAACCCAAGUCUGCCUUCGCUGAGAAGCAACAGUCCACGUUCAAGUUGCAGGCGCCCCCAACGAAGGCACCGUCCGCCACCCCCAAGCUGCAAGGCGGAGCCUUCAGCUCGAGUCCAAUCCAGACCCGAGCCCCCACACCGCCCGAACUCACUCACCAACAGCAUGCUCCUGUGGCAGCGGAAGAGCCCGUAUACGAGGCCGUCCCCAUCCCCGGCGCAUACGCCGACGCGGCGGUCAAGAGCCCACCACCUAACCAGACGACAUUUGGCCAGGCGAGAUGA
Messenger RNA from Scedosporium apiospermum, 1470 nucleotides. RefSeq lists its product as uncharacterized. Bases 1 to 1470 code for a protein of 489 amino acids. The transcript has 3 exons. The record is from RefSeq and is a predicted model, not a curated record. Lineage: Eukaryota; Fungi; Ascomycota; Sordariomycetes; Microascales; Microascaceae.